AUGGCGGCGGCGGCGGCGAUGCUCCUCUCUUCUUCCGCCACAGCCUUCGUCCUAUUACUGCUUUCAGUGGCGGAUCUUACUUCCUCCGCGUUGUCACCGUCGCCGUCGCAGUCGCCGGUCCCCGGUGGCCCGAUCCGCACUCCUAAUGCACCCCCUCCGGCGCCUUCCCCCUCUCUGAGUACUUCGCCUGCUUCUCCACCGCCAGAAACCCCACACUCUUCUCCGUCUCCACCUCCCGAGUCGCCGUCCCCCUCCCGGAUCACGAAGGUACCCGCACCGGUGCCCAACGGCGCCGAUUCAAGGGCAGCGCUGAGCCAUAAAGUGAAGGGAGAUGGCGAAGGCGGCGGCGGCGGGAUGAACGGGGGGAAGAAAACGGCGAUAGUGGUGAGUCUGAUACUGGCGGCGGCGGUCCUGGCGGCGGCGGCUGCGGUGGUCUACAAGAAGCGCCGGGACAACAUCCGGCGGUCCAGGUACAGCUACGCCACUCACAGGGAGAUUCUUUGA
Messenger RNA from Zingiber officinale, 504 nucleotides. RefSeq names its product proline-rich receptor-like protein kinase PERK12. Bases 1 to 504 code for a protein of 167 amino acids. The transcript has a single exon. The record is from RefSeq and is a predicted model, not a curated record. Lineage: Eukaryota; Viridiplantae; Streptophyta; Magnoliopsida; Zingiberales; Zingiberaceae.